Ceratina calcarata is the source of this 519-nucleotide messenger RNA. RefSeq names its product transcriptional regulatory protein AlgP-like. The record is from RefSeq and is a predicted model, not a curated record. The coding region runs from base 97 to 426 and encodes 109 amino acids. NCBI's taxonomy places the organism in Eukaryota, Metazoa, Arthropoda, Insecta, Hymenoptera, Apidae. The transcript has 2 exons.
AUUGUGGUCGGCCAGUGGACAUUGGUAUAAAGUCAGCUCGCCGUCACCGUUCUGCACUCUUCGCUUCACAGUCGAAUCGAAAACACAAGCUCGACAAUGAUCAAGAUCACGUGCAUCGUUCUCUUCCUGGCGGCAGUGGCGUCCGCUGGAUUAAUUCCUGCCGCCCCUCUGGUCGCCGCACCGGCAGCAGCGGUGGCUGCCGUCCCAGCACCAAUCGUGACUGCUAGAAGUAGUCAAGUCAUCGCUAGGAACUACAACACUUUUGCCGCGGCACCACUCGCCGCUGCACCGUUGGCCGCUGCACCGUUGGCCGCCGCGGCGUACAGCUUCCCUGCUGCCUUGCCUGUAGCUGCACCUGCUGCGAAGAUAGUCGCCGCUGCACCUGCUGCGUCGUACCCAUACGCUGCAUACUACACCACUCUAUGAUCACACCAAUGAUUACGAUUGUCGCUACCUGAUUUGUUAUUUUUAAGCCUUCUCUCCAUUUUUAUGCAAUAAACUGCAAAUUAAAGCAAAGCA